UUAAAAAAAAAAUUCAUCAUAUAAAUAUAUCCGACAAUAGUCACCGAUUGUCUCAUAAGUUAUUUGCUUAAUUCAUUUUUUUUUCUUGUGAUUGAAAGUCAGCAAAUAACCAGGAAAAAAAAUCAACAUAGAAAAUUAUAAAUUUGUGAUUCAAAUCAACAAUAAAGCGAAAAAAAUGACAAAAUUUUUCAUCGUUAUGGCUGUAAUGGCCACAAUUCUACUUCCAGCUACCAUUAAUUCAUUACCAAAACAUUCAAAUGCUGAUGAUAAUGAUGAACAUCAAGUUUGUACUAGUGAACCAUUGGUUGAAUUGAAAAAUGGUGGCCGUGUUCGUGGUCUUUGCAAAACCGGUUUACAUGGACGUGAAUUGCACACAUAUCUAUCGAUUCGUUAUGCAAAGGCUAAUCGUUUUGCUCAUUCCGUUGCCGAAGGACCAUGGGAUGAAGUUUAUGAAGCCACCUAUCAACGUGAAGCAUGUCCACAAGAAGAUCCAACUGUUAAACAUUCAGAAGAUUGUCUUUAUCUUAAUGUUGUUCAACCAAUUGACAGUGAAGAUAAAUUGAAACCAGUUAUGGUAUGGAUCUAUGGUGGUGGAUUCAGUCUUGGAUCUAUUGAUGGUGUUGCCAGUCUCCUAUAUGAUGGUUCAGUUAUUACAUCAUUAGGUGAUGUUGUUUAUGUUGAUAUGAAUUAUCGUUUAGGUCCAUUCGGUUUCCUAUAUAGUGGUACAGAUGAGGCACCAGGUAAUCAAGGUGUUCAUGAUGUAAUAAUGGCAUUGCGAUGGGUUCAUGAUAAUAUCGAAAAAUUUGGUGGUGAUCCAAACCGAGUGACAGUCUUUGGCGAAUCAGCUGGUUCAUUUUUUGUUUCGAUGCUGAUAAUGUCACCAAUGGCUAAAGGCUUAUUUCAACGUGCUAUAAUGCAAUCUGGUGCUUUAAAUGAACUGAAACAAUUUUCACCAGACUAUUCAUUAGAAAAAACAAAAAUAUUUUCACGAAAAUGUGGCUGUAAUCAAGAUGAUGCUGAUGAAAUGGUUGAAUGUUUGAAACGAUUACCACCAUCAAAAUUAACUUGGAAAGGUGAUGGUAUGAAUUUUCCAGCCAUGUUUGAAGGUAAACAACCAAUCGUAAUGUGGAAUGAUAAAGCUGGUGUUGUACCAAGUCGGCCAUCAGAAAUUAUUCGAAAAGGCCAUUAUAAUCCUGUGGAUCUUAUGUUUGGUUUUGUUCACGAUGAACUUGCUGAAAUACUCAUGCUAUUGGAUUUUGAAAUAUUAAAUCCAUUGAAAUCAUAUACACGUGAACAUAUUAAAGAGAAAUUAUUUCCAAUAAUCAAAGAAUUUUCAUUCAAUGGACAUGAAGAAGAAUUAUUCGAAUAUUAUUUCAAAGAUGAACAUCAUGCCAUGGUAAAAACUGAUUCAUUAAGACGUAGAAUGAUCGAUAUGCUUUCCGAUCCAGUUAUGAUCUGUCCAAAUUAUCUAUUUGGACAAACAUUAGCAAUGGCAAUGGCUAAAAAUUCGACAGCUACAAACCGUAAUCGUUUCUAUUCAUUCCGUUUUGAUCAUCAUUCACCAUUUAUGGUAUUUGUUGGCUGUGAAAAAUGGAUGGGUGUAUGUCAUGGCAUGGAUAUACCAUUCACAUUUGGUUUACCCAUACGAAAAGAUAUUGUUAAAUUGGCUUUCACUAAUAAAGAUCGUCAUAUUAGUGAAAAUGUUGUCCGUGCUUGGACACGAUUUGCACAUACUGGUAAUCCUGAACAAAUGGGUGAUGUUGAAUGGCCAGAAUUCAUUGGCGAUGAUGGUGAAACAAUGCGUCAAAUGGCAAUUAACGUUGAAAAUGGUGUUAUUGAAAAUCAAUAUCGUGAUCGUUGUGAAAAAUUUUGGAAUAAAUAUCUAUUCCCACAAUAAUUAAUAAAAAUAAUCACAAUCAAGUCGAAAUAGUUUCGAAUCAUGCAACAACAAUAUUUACAACCAAUAUGAUCAGCCAAUUUUCCAUUCACUUAUCUGUUAUUAUGUUAAUCUGUUUUUUUGUGUUUAUUUUUUCUCUUGUUUUUCACAAAUCAAUAAAUAAUCAAUCAAUAUAA
Molecule: messenger RNA, 2073 nt
Organism: Dermatophagoides farinae (American house dust mite)
Lineage: Eukaryota; Metazoa; Arthropoda; Arachnida; Sarcoptiformes; Pyroglyphidae
Product: acetylcholinesterase
Biological process (GO): acetylcholine catabolic process; choline metabolic process
Cellular component (GO): plasma membrane
Molecular function (GO): acetylcholinesterase activity
Source: RefSeq, a predicted model, not a curated record